Saccostrea echinata is the source of this 1914-nucleotide messenger RNA. Its product is annotated as growth/differentiation factor 8-like. The transcript has 2 exons. The coding region runs from base 160 to 1314 and encodes 384 amino acids. NCBI's taxonomy places the organism in Eukaryota, Metazoa, Mollusca, Bivalvia, Ostreida, Ostreidae. Gene Ontology annotation, molecular function: cytokine activity; growth factor activity. Gene Ontology annotation, biological process: SMAD protein signal transduction. The record is from RefSeq and is a predicted model, not a curated record. Gene Ontology annotation, cellular component: extracellular region.
CUAUGUGUGUAUAUAUAUAUCGUUUCAAACAAACUAUUGUUCAAAUACCUAUCCGAAAUUAUAACAUUUUAUUAUGACAAACUGUCUGUUGUUUGCUCAGAAACUUGACUACUGCUCUGGAAACAGACACGGAUCAUUAGAAGGGCUUUGCUACACGCUAUGAAAUUUUACUAUGAUUGUACUUUUCCAACGGUGUUGAUUACGAUGAUGCAGUUGACCACACUGGUUGCCGCUAAGCCAGCCUCAAUGUCCAUUCCCGUUGAUACUGACCAGCAAAUUCAUUUACAGCGACUUGAACUUUUUAAACAAAAAAUUCUUGAUGGUUUGCAGUAUAAAAGUGCGCCUAGAGUGACUGCAUUUAAUGAAACUAUCGCAGAGAAAAGGAAGUUAAUACAAAUGUAUAGGAAUUAUAUGCGAAAAAAGGACAGGAAUUACCACCAGGAGUCCGAGCCUAUUGAAGGCACCACCAAGAUGUACCGUUAUUUAAUUAAGCCAGAUAACAAAAAGGCAGAAGAGAGAAGACUGAGAUUUUUCAUUCAACCGGAAGUUAGCCAUUCGGAAGACCACAUGACAGAAGUAGCCGUAUCUAGUGCAAAAUUGAAACUAUUCAAACAUUCUUCAUUGACGUCAACUCCUACGAAUGAAGCUGAAUUAAAAAUUUUCAUCAAUAAUCAAGUUUUGGAAACGUUAAUCGAAUCUAGAACUAUUGAUGUGAGUAGGGACGGUUGGGAAAUAUUCGACAUUACCAAGGUUGUUCAAGACUGGAUAGAUGAUCCAGAAUUAAAUUACGGAGUAGAAAUUUAUGCAGAUGGCCUCGAUACUGGUCAGUUAGUUUUCCCUUCUCUAGACAUUACAGAAAGGAAGAGCUCAAAAUUCAAUACAACAUCAACAAAAGACAAUAUUGUGGUUCCAAUUCUAGAAAUAAGAACGCAUGAACGUUCAAUAUUAAAACGUGUCAAACGGCGAAAUAAUUUAGAAAGAAGAGACUGCGUCAAAGGAGAUGGAGAAAGUAGGUGCUGUCGCUUCACAACGACCAUAGCUUUCAGUGAUUUGCACUGGGACGAUUGGAUAAUUGCACCGCCCGAAUACGAAGCCCAUUACUGUGAUGGAAGUUGUCCAGAUCGCUUUAAAAUGGCCAACACAUUCGCAGGAAUACAGGCGAGACUGCAUACUUUAUAUCCUAACAAAUUUCCCAAACCGUGCUGCGUUCCAUCAAAGCUUAGUCCACUAACAAUUCUUCAUAAAGACAGUGAUGGAAAAUAUCAGUUCACGGAUUAUCCAGACAUGAUCGUAGAGGACUGCAAGUGCGCAUGACAGGAACUUAACGCUUAUUUAUUAAUUAUCCUCUUGUGUUCAAAAAGUAAGCGAAUAAAACGCUCCCCAUUUUCCACAGCUGUGCAUCAGAGUUGCUGCUCAACUGAAGUGUUUGGACUCAAAAACGCCAGUUACUGCAAACUCACUUGCACUGAAUUUAGCCAUUUGAGAAUUACAGUUUAGAAUUGCAAUGAGAAAAAAACUACUCAAUGCUUUUUUUUAUUUUGUUAAUCUGCUUGUUUUUUUAAAUACCUUUUGGUUACAUGUAUGUAGUCUCAUAACAAUGCAAGCACACUCAGAAGCAACCAUCCUUCUUUGUAAGGCAGUCAUUUUUUUUAAACAAGCCGCUUGGUAGUGGUUCUUCGUAUACCUCUUUUGCAAAUGUAAUUCUUUAAUGUGUUCAAAAGUUCCACCAUCUGUCCACACUACUGCUCUCGGAGCAGUAAAAGUUUGCGUUUAGGGGACAACUUUCGGAGACUGUGAAGAGAAUCUCAUACAAAUAGUAUCUGUGAUGAAGAUGUGCUUGUAUUUAUAUGUGUAAAUGCUAUAUGAAUGCUACUUGUAUGUUCAGUUGUUAACUUAUUAAAAUCGUUAUUGUUA